This is a messenger RNA of Sorghum bicolor (sorghum), 959 nucleotides long. Its product is annotated as 50S ribosomal protein L17, chloroplastic. NCBI's taxonomy places the organism in Eukaryota, Viridiplantae, Streptophyta, Magnoliopsida, Poales, Poaceae. The transcript has 3 exons. The record is from RefSeq and is a predicted model, not a curated record. The coding region runs from base 82 to 711 and encodes 209 amino acids. Gene Ontology annotation, biological process: translation. Gene Ontology annotation, molecular function: structural constituent of ribosome. Gene Ontology annotation, cellular component: ribosome; cytosolic large ribosomal subunit.
AAGCCGAGGGGCCUCACCCCUCGCCAGCCUCUCCAGCCAAUCCCACUCGCCCAGCUCGCCGGCUCUCCUCCUCCCUCCGCCAUGGCGGCCUUCCCCUCCGCCUCCCCGUCGCCGGCGAUCUCCGCCUCGACCUGGCGCAUGGCGUCCCUCCGCGCUGCCCUUCCCGCGCUCCGCCCCUCCCCCGGAGGCAGGCUCCGGUCGUCGUUCGCGCCCGCGGCGGCGGCCACGGCAGCCUCGGUCGGCUGCCUCGGCUCCUUCUCCGGCCUCGCGCCCGUAUCGAAUCUCCUCUCCUUCGGUGCUGAGAACUCAAACUUUGAGCAUCGGUUGUUUGGUAUUGAUGCUCGUGGAAGGAUAGUUGCGAUGCGACAUGGGAGACGUGUUCCUAAACUUAACAGGCCUCCGGAUCAGAGGAAAGCAUUGCUGCGCGGGCUUACCACACAGCUGCUCAAGCAUGGAAGGAUAAAGACUACGAAGCCAAGGGCAAAGGCAAUGAGGAAGUAUGUUGAGAAGAUGAUCACGUUGGCAAAGGAUGGAUCUCUUCACAAGAGGAGACAGGCUCUGGCAUUUAUCUAUGAGAAGCAUAUCGUCCAUGCAUUGUUUGCUGAGGUUGCAGACAGGUACGGGGACAGAGAAGGUGGUUACACAAGGAUCAUCCCGACAUUUCCGAGGCGGGGAGAUAAUGCACCUAUGGCGUACAUUGAGCUUGUCUAGGAUCUUCCAUCAGUUGAUGUGGUUUCAUGGGCGACUUGCAGGCUGAGUGGUCAUGUCUGUGAAUUGCCCUUUGGAUGUCUGUUUUUCCUUAUUAAGUUCUUCUGUAACAAAGUGUAGAUCACGCGUGAAAUUUUGAACUGGUCAAGCUUCAUCAUCCUGUAAUUGACAAAGAGCUACGCUAUAAUCUGGAAAAAAAGUUUCUGGCAGCGCAUAUAAAAAAUUCAGCAUGUCGAAUGCCCUCUGUCCAA